UCUCUCCCAAAAUCAAAUAUAUAUGCUGUUUGGUGGAGUUCGCCAAAUUAACUCCCCUCUUUCUUUUCUCCUCUUCCUCCUCCUCCUCCUUCCUUCAAUCCCUUUUUUUGCCCUACUCCGUUAGGGUUUCUGCCUCUUUACAAAUAUCCGCGCUCCAUGUCAUGCAUUCAUCGCUUCUAGGAUUAUUGUUCCUGAUCUGCUGCGCCUUCGUUCACGGUUCCACUUUUUGUGUUUUCGGCUCUUCUCUUUUGCAAGUGUUCUUCUUUAAGAUUGAAUCAUGCCUGCUCUUGUCAAUUAUAAUACUGGUGAUGAUGAAUUCUUGUCUGCCGGGUCGUUUUGUACGAACCCCAUGGAUUUGGGUCGAUUGUGUUCGAUCGGCUCCUAUGUGGAUGUAUACUACCCUCCUCUCAAAAGGGCUCGUGUUAGUGCUCCCUUUGGCUCUGGAGAAGACGUCUUUGAGCAGAACAAGCAACCGUCCAUUGAAAUUCUUCCAGAUGAGUGUCUCUUUGAGAUCUUGAGGCGCCUCACAGGAGCCCGGGAGAGGAGCUCAUCCGCUUGUGUUUCCAAGCGUUGGCUUACUCUCCUGGCCAGUAUUAGCAGGGAUGAACACUGUGAGGUGUCUAUUCCUGUUUCAAAUGAUGUAGAAAUGACCUUGGCUGAUGAUGAUGGGUAUCUAACAAGGUGUUUGGAGGGAAAGAAGGCAACUGACCUUAGACUUGCUGCUAUAUCUGUUGGAACAAGUGGCCGUGGAGGACUUGGAAAGCUUUCUGUUAGAGGAAGCAAUUCUGCUUGUAGAGUUACUGAUUUUGGUUUAUCGGCUAUUGCUCGCGGUUGCCCUUCUCUUAGGACUCUUUCUAUAUGGAAUGUCCCUCAUGUUGGUGAUGAAGGUCUUUCUCAGAUUGCUAAAGAAUGCCUGUUGUUGGAGAAGCUUGAUCUUUGCCAGUGCCCUUCAAUCUCUAACAAGGGUUUGAUUGCAAUUGCGGAGAACUGUCCAAAUUUGACAUCUUUGAACAUUGAAGCUUGCUCAAAGAUUGGUAAUGAAAGUCUUCAAGCUAUUGGAAAGUUUUGCCCCAAUCUGCAGUCUAUCUCUAUCAAAGACUGUCCUCUUGUUGGUGAUCAUGGAGUAUCAAGUCUCUUGUCAUCAGCUUCGCUCCUGAAUAAAGUUAAGCUUCAGUCCUUGAACAUCACAGAUUUCUCUCUUGCUGUUAUUGGACACUAUGGUAAGGCUGUUACCAAUCUACUCCUCGGCAGUCUCCAGAGUGUGAGUGAGAGAGGCUUUUGGGUCAUGGGUAAUGCUCAAGGUUUGCAAAAAUUAGUUUCUUUGGUGAUUACUUCUUGUCGAGGAAUAACAGAUCUGAGCCUUGAGGCUAUUGGAAAGGGUUGCACAAACCUAAAGCACAUGUGCCUUCGCAAGUGCUGCUUUUUUACCGACAAUGGAUUUGUUGCCUUUGCGAAGGCAGCGGGAUCUCUUGAGAGCCUGCAAUUGGAGGAAUGCACUAGGAUCACCCAGGCUGGCAUUGUUGGCGGUCUCGCAAACUCUGGAAUGAAACUGAAAUCUCUUUCCUUGGUGAAGUGCACGGGAAUUAGGGAUCAGGUGUUGGAAGUUCCAUUGCUUUCUCCUUGCAAUUUGCUUAGGUCCCUUUCCAUCCGAAACUGUCCAGGUUUUGGGAGUGCCAGCCUUGCUAUGGUGGGAAAACUGUGCCCCCAGCUUCAGCAUGUAGAUCUGAGUGGGCUUUGUGGAAUAACAGAUGCGGGGCUUCUCCCACUUCUGGAGAGUUGUGAAGCUGGACUUGUCAAGGUUAACCUCAGCGGCUGCUUUAAUCUGACGGAUAAAGUAAUCCUGGCCUUGGCCAUGCUACAUGGUGCAACCCUUGAAGUCCUUAACCUUGAAGGAUGCAGGAAGAUUACAGAUGCAAGUUUGGUGGCAAUAGCAGAUCAUUGUGUGUUUUUGAGUGAUCUAGAUGUGUCAAAAUGUGCUGUUACUGAUUCUGGAGUCGCUGCCUUGUCUCAUGCAGAGCAGCUCAAUUUGCAAGUCCUUUCCUUUUCAGGUUGUUCCAAAGUGUCAAAUAAGAGUCUGCCUUUCUUGCGGAAGUUGGGCAAGACAUUACUUGGUUUGAAUCUCCAACACUGUAAUUCAAUAAGCAGCAAAACAGUCGAGUUGCUCGUGGAGAGCUUGUGGAGGUGUGAUAUUCUUUUCUAAAUAGCAACGCAAUCCAAAAUGCUGCGCAUUGACAGGGAGCGGUGUUGGAUGUAGGAUGAGUACUCAAGAGGAACUCCAGUUUAUCUUAACAAAUCCUAGAAAGCAUAAGUUCAUACCGUCAGCUCAAUCGGGUAUUGGCGUCCAGGAUAGAUUUUUGGCACCCCUCCCCUGUAAAGGGCCUGUUUGGUAACAGAGUGGCUUGGUUGUUUUCCAGGGGACUUUGGCAAGUCUUUUUUCUUCUUCACAUCAUCGUUUUUUGCAGGCUUUCUCAGUAAAAGCUUGUUGUGAAAGUUAUAUAUUCUCCCCUCUCCCAUCUUUAGAUCCAUCGGGACUGGGACCAAUGCUCUUUCAUGGCCAUGGUCUCCCUGAGAAUACAGUUACCAGCCACCUGUGCUCCAUCUCCUUUCAUGUUUGGGUCCUUGGCUUGUUCUGCUGGAUGUUCAGUAUCCAAUAUUUUAGCUUUGUCAUGUAUCCAUUUAAUGGCGUAAUUGACUAAGCUUUUGAUGUUCGAAGUCCUAUAUAUAUACUGUGUUGUUGGAAUUAUCUUGUUUACUUCGCAUGUGUGUUCUUCUUUGGUGUUUGAAACUCAGGUUAAGGGUCUGGAGGUCCUCUUUGAUUUCUCUGUAGUAGAGUCUUGUACGGUUGCCUUGGACAGUUCUGUUCUUGAGUUUGCCUGUGAUGAGUGGGCUUCUGACGGUCUUUCACAGCCUUGUUUUUGGUUGUUUUUUUUUUGUACCCUCGGAGUCCAGUCUCUCAGGCUUGUCAUGUAAUAGGAAGUGUACUCUGCAACUACUUUGGCAAUAAAGAUUUGAUUUCUGUAUUUGAUUGAAA
Molecule: messenger RNA, 3031 nt
Organism: Carica papaya (papaya)
Lineage: Eukaryota; Viridiplantae; Streptophyta; Magnoliopsida; Brassicales; Caricaceae
Product: EIN3-binding F-box protein 1
Biological process (GO): SCF-dependent proteasomal ubiquitin-dependent protein catabolic process
Cellular component (GO): SCF ubiquitin ligase complex
Molecular function (GO): protein binding
Source: RefSeq, a predicted model, not a curated record